GAAACCUAUGUUGUUGAUAUGUACCCAUUUUAAGAAAGGUUUUUGAUAUAUACCAAAUUGUCUUGUUGAAAAACGAGAGAGAAAAAAAACAUGGGAAGCAUUCUUCUGAAUCCAUGUCAACCCUUCUUCUCACACACCAUUUUGGCUCCAUUGAAGAAGCACAAGCUUCAUCACCAUGCUCCAAAGAAUCGUUUCCUAUGCAACAAUAUCAAUAGAACUUCCUCUUUUAAUUACAGAAGCUCUGCUUCUGUUCCACUUCAUGAGUUGCCUUCGGCUUCAUUUGAUGAAUACAUAGAAGAUAAAGGAAGAGUGAUCCGAUCUAUAUUUUCAGAAAAAACAGCAAGCCAGCAGCUCAAUGAGGAAGAAUGGAGAGUUAAGAUGACUCCCAUGGAAGCCUUGUUCUUAAAGUGUCACCCAGUAAUACACAUUACAGCUAAAUGCAAAUCUGAAGCACAUGAAUACCCACCUGAGAUUCCUCACCAUAUCACCAAAUUUUUGGAGGUUCAAAUUACAAAGGUUGAGUUUCCUGAUCUGAAUGUUGAUUACAUACCUCAAAAUCUCAACAUCAAUGCAAAAGGAUCCUUGUAUUUGGAAAAGAAGGGAAUGCAUAAUUGGAUGAAGAAUCAUUUAGACAUUAACUUAAACCUUGCUUUUCCUUCAUUACUAGCUUGGGUUCCUGAUUUGGUGUUGCAAGGAAUUCUACAAUCGGUUCUCAAAAGUUACGUGGAUGAUAUUAAUAAUGGAUUUGCUGUUAGAUUACUGGGUGAUUAUAACUCCUUCAAGAGGAACAAGUCCAAAAGUUUUAAAUAGUUAUACUUGUUGUAAUUUGUAUUAUUAUGAUAUAACCAAUCAAUGGAAUUUGUGUUUUUUUUUUAUUCAAA
Vigna unguiculata (cowpea) is the source of this 881-nucleotide messenger RNA. RefSeq lists its product as uncharacterized. Lineage: Eukaryota; Viridiplantae; Streptophyta; Magnoliopsida; Fabales; Fabaceae. The record is from RefSeq and is a predicted model, not a curated record.